CGGCUGCCUUGCACUUCAGAUCCAAAAGAGCGAACGACCUUCUCGCGUGUUCCAACAUCUGGAUUACCAAGAACUCGAAAACUUCCUGCAUUUCCCAUCCGCUAUAUCAACAAACUCGCCAAACUGGGGAAACGCAAGGUGUCCGAAGGGGAUUUGCCAAUUUCCCUCAAACGAACCAUGACUGACAAGACGCAGCCCGGCGAGGUCGACCUCGUCACCAGGAUGCAGGUGGACGAGUCGGUCGUGGGUUCGAAUGAGAUCGACGAAUCUCUCUACAGCCGACAGCUCUAUGUGCUGGGACACGAGGCCAUGAAGCGCAUGAUCGCUUCGAACGUGCUCAUUGUCGGUCUCAAGGGCCUCGGCGUCGAGAUUGCCAAAAACGUCGCCCUUGCCGGCGUCAAGAGCCUGACCCUCUACGAUCCGGCGCCGGUCGCCAUCGCAGAUCUUUCCUCCCAGUUCUUCCUCCGCCCCGGCGAUGUCGGCAAACCACGCGACCAAGUUACUGCUCCCCGAGUUGCCGAGCUGAAUGCGUACACCCCCGUCCGCGUUCACGAGUCUGCGAGUCUCGAAGACCAUCUCUCACAGUUUGACAAAUACCAAGUCGUCGUCCUCACAAACACCCCCCUCCGCACGCAGAAGAUCGUCGGUGACUACUGCCACGAGAAGGGCAUUUACUUCAUCGUAGCCGACACCUUUGGUCUCUUCGGGUCCGUGUUUUGCGACUUUGGAAAGAACUUCACAGUCAUCGAUGCGACCGGCGAGAACCCCGUGAACGGCAUUGUUGCCGGCAUCGACGAGACCGGCCUGGUGUCUGCCCUGGAUGAGACCCGCCACGGCCUCGAGGACGGCGACUACGUCACGUUUUCGGAGAUUGAGGGCAUGGAGGCUCUGAACGAUUGCGAGCCGCGGAAGGUUACGGUCAAGGGACCCUACACCUUUUCGAUCGGCGACGUGUCCGGGCUAGGCCAGUACAAGCGUGGUGGCUUGUUCCGACAAGUCAAGAUGCCCAAGUUUCUUGACUUCAAGCGCAUCAGCGAUGCUCUGAAGGGCCCCGAGUUCGUCAUUUCCGAUUUCGCCAAGUUCGACCGGCCUCAGCAGCUCCAUAUCGGUAUCCAGGCGCUACACGCUUUCGUCGAAACCCAUGGCCGCCUUCCCCGGCCCAUGAAUGAGGAGGACGCGCUCGAGAUCGUCGGCUCCGCCAAGAAGAUAGCACAGGCUGACGGCGUCGAGGUGGAGUUUGACGAGAAGCUGCUGAAGGAGCUCAGCUACCAGGCGAUGGGUGAUCUCAGCCCGAUGGCAGCGUUCUUUGGCGGUCUCACCGCCCAGGAAGUGCUCAAGGCUGUGUCGGGCAAGUUCCACCCGGUCAAGCAGUACAUGUACUUUGACGCUCUCGAGGCCCUCCCGACCGGAUCCGCCCGCUCCGAGGAGCUGUGCAAGCCCAUCGGAUCUCGGUACGACGGGCAGAUCGUCGUCUUCGGCCGCGAGUUCCAGGAGAAGAUUGCGAAUAUCAAGCAGUUCUUGGUCGGCGCCGGCGCAAUCGGCUGUGAGAUGCUCAAGAACUGGGCAAUGAUUGGCCUGGGAACUGGGCCCAAGGGCCGGAUUACCGUGACCGAUAUGGACUCCAUCGAGAAGAGCAACCUGAACAGGCAGUUCCUCUUCCGGCCCAAGGACGUGGGCCAGAUGAAGAGCGAGUGUGCGGCAAGGGCCGUCGAAGCCAUGAACAAUGAACUCGAAGGGCAUAUCGUCACCCUUAAAGACCGCGUCAGCCCGGAGACGGAGCACAUUUUCAGCGAGGAGUUCUGGAACGAGCUGGACGGCGUGACCAACGCUCUGGACAACGUCGAGGCGAGGACAUACGUCGACAGGCGAUGCGUCUUCUUCCACAAGCCUCUUCUGGAGAGUGGUACCCUAGGCACCAAGGGCAACACCCAAGUCGUCCUUCCCAGGAUUACCGAGUCCUACUCGUCUUCUCAGGACCCGCCCGAGCAGUCCUUCCCCAUGUGCACGCUCCGCAGCUUCCCCAACAGGAUCGAGCACACGAUCGCGUGGGCUCGCGAGCUCUUUGAGAGCUCCUUCGUGAAGCCCGCCGAGACGGCGAACCUCUACCUUACGCAACCCAACUACUUGGAGACGACACUGAAGCAGGGCGGCAACGAGAAGGCUACUCUGGAGAUGCUGGUUGACUACCUGAAGAACGAGCGAGCGCUCACCUUCGAAGACUGCGUCCAGUGGGCCCGCAUGCUGUUUGAGAAACAGUACAACAACGCGAUCCAGCAGCUGCUCUACAACUUCCCCAAGGACGCUGUCUCUUCGACCGGGACGCCCUUCUGGUCGGGCCCCAAGCGAGCACCGGACCCGCUCAAGUUCGAUCCUAACAACAAGACGCACUUUUCGUUCAUCGAGGCGGCGACCAAUCUCCACGCCUUCAACUAUAACAUCAAUGUCAAGGGAAAGACCAAGGAGGAUUACCUACGGGCGCUGGACUCCAUGAUCAUUCCGGACUUCUCGCCGGACGCCAACGUCAAGAUUCAGGCCGACGACAAGGACCCUGACCCGAAUGCCGAGGCCGGCGCCUUUGACGACGAGGCCGAGCUUCAGAAGCUGAUCAGCGAACUUCCGGAUCCCAAAUCGUUGGCCGGCUUCAAGCUGACGCCGGUGGAGUUUGAGAAGGACGACGACACCAACUAUCACAUCGACUUCAUCACGGCUGCCAGCAACUUGCGUGCCGAGAACUACAAGAUCGAGCCAGCGGAGCGUCACAAGACCAAGUUCAUCGCCGGCAAGAUCAUUCCGGCCAUCGCGACGACCACGGCGCUGGUCACGGGUCUGGUGGUUCUGGAGCUGUACAAGAUCAUCGACGGCAAGAAGAACAUUGAGCAGUACAAGAACGGUUUCGUCAACCUGGCGUUACCCUUCUUCGGCUUCAGCGAGCCGAUCGCCAGCCCCAAGGUCGAGUACAAGGGCCCCAACGGCAAGGUGACGCUGGAUAAGAUCUGGGACCGUUUCGAGGUCGGCAACAUCACGCUCCGGGAGCUGAUUGACGACUUUGAGAAGCGCGGCCUGACUAUUGCCAUGCUGAGCUCCGGGGUCAGCCUGCUGUUUGCGUCCUUCUUCCCCCCUGCCAAGCAGAAGGACAGGCUCGACAUGAAGCUGAGCGAGUUGGUGGAGUCGGUCGCCAAGAAGCCCAUCCCGUCGCACCAGACGGAGCUGAUCUUCGAGGUGGUUACGGAGGACGCCGAUGGGGAGGACGUUGAAGUGCCGUACAUCAAGGCCAAGAUCCGGUAAACUUUAUGUUUGCUCAGGGGAGGCGGAUUGAGGAGGUUGUGUGUCAAGACGGGUGCAAUGAUAAGGAGCGGCUUGCUCAUAAAGCCCUGGUAUAGGUGGGAAUAGACGUCGUGUUUUUGUUACCAUGGCUACCUCCUCUUCGUCUCGUAACUGAAAUCUUGGGAGUCCCCCACUCAAUACUGCAUUCCACAUCGGGCUUGAAACCUAGUGAAAAAGCCAGCCAGCCAGACGCGUCAGUUAUUGAUGUUGUCCCGAGUGUCCAUGAUCCCGAACUUUUGUCACCAGAUCGCUGUACCCCUGACUCCGCUCCCGAACCCACCCUCUUAGUAGUGUGUCUGUCUGGGGUUUUCCUGAAUAAUCAUCAGCAAG
Molecule: messenger RNA, 3654 nt
Organism: Thermothelomyces thermophilus ATCC 42464
Lineage: Eukaryota; Fungi; Ascomycota; Sordariomycetes; Sordariales; Chaetomiaceae
Exons: 4
Coding region: 178-3285 (1035 amino acids)
Biological process (GO): protein sumoylation
Cellular component (GO): cytoplasm; SUMO activating enzyme complex
Molecular function (GO): SUMO activating enzyme activity
Source: RefSeq, a predicted model, not a curated record